Molecule: messenger RNA, 1473 nt
Organism: Rhinichthys klamathensis goyatoka
Lineage: Eukaryota; Metazoa; Chordata; Actinopteri; Cypriniformes; Leuciscidae
Gene: ubiad1
Product: UbiA prenyltransferase domain containing 1
Exons: 3
Coding region: 254-1246 (330 amino acids)
Biological process (GO): vitamin K biosynthetic process; menaquinone biosynthetic process
Cellular component (GO): Golgi membrane; endoplasmic reticulum
Molecular function (GO): prenyltransferase activity
Source: RefSeq, a predicted model, not a curated record
UCCGGCCGGACUGUAUUGCACGCGCUGCACUCUGAGGUGUUGGACGGAAACGGCGAUGUGUGAGUCGGUUAAUGUUGCUAAUGUCGAUUAAAUCAUCACUGGAGUGUCACGUUUCUGCUCGGACCCUGCGGGGAUUGACCCCUGAACCCUGAACCCAUGGCACGAUGCGUGAGCGGCUCUGCUGAAGAGAGUGUGUGUGUGUGUGUGGAGCAGCUCGUCUCCUCUCUCUGAAGCGCUGCUAGAUUGAUCCGCCAUGAAGCAGGCGAGCCACGAGACCUGUGUUCUCUCGGGGUCUAACGGCCUGAACGGGUCGGGGUGUCCUGGAGCGGGUCGGGCCCGGGGCGUGAGGGGUGUGCAGGGCAAGUGCGCGGCGUACGUGUUAGCGCUGCGUCCCUGGAGCUUCAGCGCCUCGCUAACACCCGUGGCCCUCGGCAGCGCGCUGGCCUACAAGCUGGAGGGGUCCGUGGACCUGCUGGUUCUGCUGGUGUGUGCCGUGACCGUUCUGCUGGUCCACGGCGCCGGGAACCUGGUCAACACCUACUACGACUUCUCCAAGGGCAUCGAUCAUAAGAAGAGCGACGACCGGACUCUGGUGGACCAGAUCCUGAAGCCGCAGGACGUGGUGCUGUUCGGGGCGGUGCUGUACUCCGCCGGGUGUCUGUGUGCAACACUGCUCUUCUGCCUGUCCUCGCUCAGACUCGAGCAUCUGGCGCUCGUCUACUUCGGGGGACUCUCCAGCUCUUUCUUAUACACUGGAGGCAUCGGCCUGAAGUACGUGGCUCUGGGAGACGUGGUGAUCCUCAUCACCUUCGGGCCUCUGGCGGUGAUGUUCGCGCACGCGGUGCAGGUGGGAUACCUGUCAGUGCUACCGCUAGUGUACGCCGUGCCGCUAGCGCUCAACACCGAAGCCAUCCUGCACAGCAACAACACCCGAGACAUGGACUCGGACAAGCAGGCGGGAAUCGUCACGCUAGCCAUCCUAGUGGGACCAACGCUCUCCUACAUCAUCUACAACCUGCUUCUGUUCGUGCCCUACCUGCUGUUCUGCAUCCUAGCCACGCGCUACAGCAUUAGCAUGGCUCUCCCGCUGCUGACGCUGCCCAUGGCCUUCCCGCUGGAGAGGCAGUUCCGCUGCCGCUGCUACGCCAAGAUCCCGCAGAAAACCGCCAAGCUCAACCUGCUCAUGGGACUCUUCUACGUGUUCGGGAUUAUCCUGGCGCCGCCGGGCAGCUUGCCGUUAUUGUGAACCGGCUAGAACUCUUGUCCUGUUUGUUUUAAACAACUCUAGGUACUUUUGCAUUCAUAGCGAUGCUAAUCCAGAGUUCAAAGACUUUAAUUUAUUGUUGUUUAUUUAUGUUUUCAGAGUUGGCAAGUGCUCUCAGUGCAUAGACUGUCCAGGACACCAGUAUUGUAAAAGAGACCAGCCUGUAAAUUAAGAAGUGGAUAUAUAUAUAUAUUAGCGAUUAAUCGCAU